Molecule: messenger RNA, 288 nt
Organism: Paramuricea clavata
Lineage: Eukaryota; Metazoa; Cnidaria; Anthozoa; Malacalcyonacea; Plexauridae
Source: the annotation of a GenBank genome assembly
AUGCCCGGGACGGUAGUGAAGAAGACAGGACCAGUGUCGGCAGAAGUACAGCUUGAUGAUGGUCUAAUUAUCCGGCGUCACCAAGAUCAUCUCCGCAUUCGCACUGAUGUUCCUCAAACAACUAUAGCGAGUGGAUUGGAAGACAUUCAACUACCAACCAGGGAGGUGAAUCCUGCAGAACCAUGGGAAGAACCCGAACUGGAAGCGAGAGCAGAACAAAGAAGACAACCCCAUAGAGACCGUCGUCUUCCUCAACAUUUGCAGGACUAUGAACUAGCAAACAGCUAA